GGUGGUGAGGAGGUGUACGGCCCUGACUUUCACAGCUUCUGAGGAGAAGGUCUUGGUAGCCGACAAGUCUGGAGAUGUCUACUCCUUCUCGGUGUUGGAUCCACACGGAUGUGGCAGACUUGAACUUGGGCACCUGUCUAUGUUGUUAGAUGUGGCUGUGAGUCCCGACGACCGCUUCGUCCUCACUGCCGACCGGGACGAGAAGAUCCGGGUGAGCUGGGCCGCAGCGCCACACAGCAUCGAGUCCUUCUGCCUGGGGCACACAGAGUUUGUGAGCCGCAUCUUUGUGGUGCCCAGUCAUCCCGAGCUGCUUCUGUCCUCCUCCGGGGACUGCACCCUGAGGCUCUGGGAGUACAGGAGCGGCCGCCAACUGCACUGCUGUCACCUGGACAGUCUGCCAGAGCCAGCGGAGCCUCAUGGCCACAAGCGGCUUGCUGCGUCCCGCAUUGCAUUCUGGCACCAGGAGAGCUACGUUGCACUUCUGUGUGACUGCAUCCCUGUGGUCUACAUCUUCCAGCUUGAUGCCCUGAGACAGCAAUUGGUGUUCAGACAGCAGCUGUCUUUCCAGCACCGAGUGUGGGACGUUGCUUUUGAGGAGACACAGGGGCUGUGGGUUCUGCAGGACUGCCAGGAAGCCCCCCUUGUGUUGUACAGGCCCGAGGGCAGCCAGUGGCAGUCUGUUCCUGAGAGUGCUGUGUUAGAGGACAUCUCCAACUGCCUUCGUGGGAACUGGGCCAUGAUGGAAGGCUCUGCUGGCACAGACGGCAACUUCAGCAACCUCUACAAGGCCACCUUUGACAACAUGGCCUCCUACUUGAAGAAGAAAGAGGAGAGAGUGCAGCACCAGCUGGAGAGGAAGCGGCGAUGGAAGAGUCCCCCACCCGGGCCCAACAGGCCAGCCAAGAGGACACGGCCCAAGGAGACUCCUUGAGUUACUGAUCUCAGCGACGCUGGUGGCUUUCACAACCCCAAAACAGCAGGAGCAGUUUUUACCUGUUCCCUCCCCACCCUGGCAUUUCCCUCUCAGAAGAAAAAGGCAGUGGCAGUUAGGUCCCGACCAGCUCAGUGGACAGUCUCCUGGGCUCUAGAAUGGUCUGUGUCACUGAGUGCGGGCCUGGCAUCUGUUCCCCUUUCUGUUUGGAGGGAAGCCAUGCAGUACAUUAGCCCAAUGAAUGAUACUAUAGAUGAGAGUGAGCACACUUUUAAGCACUUAUCUUCAUAUUGGAGGAAACGUAUUAACCUGCAGUAGUGGCAGUCAUUGAUUUUUUUCUACAGUACCCAUAAUCCCAUUCAUACUGGCGCACCUUCCUCUACGGAAAGUCUGCAGGCAGACGUUUUUGCAGCAGCAUGAUAUAUGUGACUCUUCCCAGUAGUGGUCUCUGCAUCGCACAUGGUAGCCAUUUGCCACGUGGUGCUACCGAAACUCAGAAUUAUAUGUUCAGUGCCUCACUAGUUCCAGCCACAUUUCAUGUGCUCAGUAUCCACACAUGGCAAGUGGCUCCUAUAUGGGAAGCCCAGAAAAAAAUGUCUGUCAUCGCAGGGAGCUCUGUGGGACAGUGCUGGCACAGAAGGUGAAUUUGUUUUGGAUUGUGUGAGGACGGGCCCUGGCUAGAAACCCAAUUUUACAGGGACAUGACCGAUGAUGUCAUGUGUAUUUAUCACUUUGAUUUGAACUCUGUGCACCUGCUGUGGAGCAGUAAGGGUGUCCGCCGAAUUCUGAUCACCAGUCAAUAAAGAUGGUUUUUUUGCAGCUUUCUAGAAAUGUUUAGCA
This is a messenger RNA of Galeopterus variegatus (Sunda flying lemur), 1771 nucleotides long. It is a transcript of the gene WDR4, whose product is annotated as WD repeat domain 4. Gene Ontology annotation, biological process: RNA (guanine-N7)-methylation. The coding region runs from base 140 to 931 and encodes 263 amino acids. The transcript is spliced from 8 exons. Lineage: Eukaryota; Metazoa; Chordata; Mammalia; Dermoptera; Cynocephalidae. Gene Ontology annotation, molecular function: protein binding; tRNA (guanine(46)-N7)-methyltransferase activity. Gene Ontology annotation, cellular component: cytosol; tRNA methyltransferase complex; nucleus. The record is from RefSeq and is a predicted model, not a curated record.